CCUUUAGAUGAGACCUGUGGAAUUUGGGAGCCAGUCUAGUUUUUCAUCAGGCAAUAGUGAAUACAUGCGCAAGUCUCCAUUUGGAUCAUUUGAUUUACAGAUAACAGAAGUUGGGAAAUGUUUUAUGUCACAUCCCAGCCAAAGUUUCUGGCAGCAAGUGUUAAGAAACCUUAAUGCUCACUCUAAUCCUCCAAUACUGAGGGAAGAAAGCAGGUGAGGAGUGCUGUCUGAAAGAUAUUUUUGCAGGGGCAAAAUGUACCUGGAGCCUAGAGGAGCAGUGGCUACUCCAGAUUUUUGUUUUAUUUUCCUGUGAAAACCUAGUGGGCGGAGGCAAGCGCCUAGAUGCACGAAGGGCACCACAGUCUUUUUUUUCCGUCCAGAGAACCGUCUGGGGUCUAUAAAUUUCCCCGCCCAACCCUCAGGUCUCGCCGCGCAUGCGCGGAACCACUGGGUCUAGUAGUUGUCGUCUGGGAAAUGGCGGCAGCGGGCUUGGUCGCUGUGGCUACAGCUGCAGAAUAUUCUGGCCCAGUAGCGUCGGGAGGUAACCUUUCCGGUGUUAACUGCGGCCCAAGCUCUGGGGCAGGACCUGGUCCUGGCCCAAGCUCGUGGAGCCGCUCCCUUGAGCGAGCGCUGGAGGAGGCAGCGGUAACCGGGGUGCUGAGCCUGAGCGGCCGGAAACUGAGGGAGUUUCCCCGGGGAGCCGCCAACCACGAUCUGACGGACACCACCCGGGCGGAUCUAUCACGAAAUCGCCUCUCAGAAAUUCCCAUAGAAGCAUGUCACUUUGUUUCUCUUGAGAAUCUCAACUUAUACCAAAAUUGUAUUCGGUAUAUACCAGAGGCAAUCCUAAAUCUACAGGCUCUGACAUUCUUAAAUAUUAGUCGGAACCAACUGUCAACACUGCCAGUACAUUUGUGUAAUUUACCAUUGAAAGUCUUAAUUGCUAGUAAUAACAAAUUGGUCUCACUUCCAGAAGAAAUUGGACAUCUCAGACAUUUAACAGAACUGGAUGUAAGCUGCAAUGAAAUUCAAACAAUACCUUCUCAAAUUGCUAAUUUGGAGGCCUUAAGAGACCUGAAUGUAAGAAGAAAUCACUUAGUACGUUUGCCUGAAGAGCUGGCAGAAUUGCCUUUAAUACGUUUAGACUUCUCCUGCAAUAAAAUUACAACAAUCCCCAUUUGUUAUCGGAACCUAAGGCACCUACAGAUGAUUGCCUUAGAUAACAAUCCAUUACAGUCUCCUCCUGCACAGAUAUGUAUAAAAGGCAAAAUCCACAUAUUUAAGUACCUGAACAUACAGGCUUGUAAGAUUGCUCCAGAUCUGCCAGAUUAUGAUAGGAGACCCUUGGGUUUUGGCUCCUGCCACGAAGAACUAUACUCAGGUCGCCCUUAUGGAGCUCUUGAUUCAGGCUUCAAUAGUGUUGACAGUGGUGAUAAGAGAUGGUCAGGGAAUGAACCUACAGAUGAAUUUUCAGAUUUACCUCUUCGAGUAGCAGAAAUUACUAAAGAACAAAGACUACGAAGAGAAAACCAGUAUCAAGAGAAUCUCAGCAGUUUAGUAGUAACAAAUGGUGGAGCAGAGCAUGAUCUGGACCAGAUUGACUACAUUGACAACUGUGCUGCAGAGGAUGAAGAGGAGGAGGCAAGACAGCCCAGGGGCCUGGACUCAGACAGCCUCAGUUCACAGUUCAUGGCGUACAUUGAACAACGGCGAAUCUCUCAUGAGGGUUCACCAGUAAAGCCAGUACCCAUGAGGGAGUUUCAAAAAACAGAAGACAUGAGAAGAUAUUUACAUCAAAACAGGGUUCCAGUUGAGCCAUCUCUCUUGUCAUUAUCACCAAGUCACAAUCAGCCGUCCCAUACAGACUUGGAACUUCAUCAUCGGAGGAGAGAACAAUUAGUAGAGCGAGCUCGGAGAGAGGCGCAGCUUGCUGCCUUACAGUAUGAAGAGGAGAAAAUAAGGACCAAGCAGAUUCAGAGAGAUGCUGUCCUGGACUUUGUGAAACAAAAAGCAUCACACAGUCCACAAAAACCACCCCCCUUCAAUGGCGAGUGUCCCUUCCCAUCCAGAAGGUCUCAACACACUGAUGAUAGUGCCUUGUUAGUGUCAAUGUCAGGGUUGAAUCAGGUGCGCUGUGCUGCUACCCUGACUCAUUCGUCUGCCUUCACACCUGUUAAGAAUGACGACAGAUCUAAUGCUGUAUCAAGUUCACCUACAACAGAAACAGUUCAUCAUUUUCCCGCAUAUUCUUUUCCUGCUGCUAUGCAGAGAAGCCACGCCCAGCGCCCGGAAAGCUUCCUUUUCCAAUCGGCUGUCAGAGCGGAAACAAAUAAAGGUCAUCCUUCACCCCUUGUUUCGUCUUCUGCAACUACUACUGAUUCUACAGAUCCCAUAACAAGACAGAAUUUAAGGCAGAGGGAAGAAGAAGAACUGGAAUCAAUAGAUCAACUACGGAAACAUAUUGAGUACCGGUUGAAAGUAUCUCUGCCUUGUGAUCUUGGAGCAGCUCUAACUGAUGGUGUUGUUCUUUGCCAUUUGGCCAAUCACGUUCGGCCUCGAUCUGUCCCGAGUAUUCAUGUUCCCUCACCAGCUGUACCUAAAUUAACAAUGGCAAAAUGCAGGCGAAAUGUGGAGAAUUUCCUAGAAGCCUGCAGAAAAAUUGGUGUACCUCAGGAGCAAUUAUGUUUGCCUCUCCACAUUUUAGAAGAGAAAGGUUUGAGCCAGGUUGCAGUGACGGUCCAGGCUCUCCUGGAACUUGCCCCACCCAAGCAGCAGCAGCAGCAGCAGCAGCAGCAACAGCAGCCGCCUGCUGUGUAAGGACUUCCAGCACGUUGGGCACUGGCGUGGCCAAAACGGAACAGGACAACGUGAUUGCUGCUGCCCGCCAUCUGGGUAAAGGGACUGUUUCCAUGAUUCCUAACAGGAAUAUUUUGCUUUAUUUCUCCAUUUUAGGGGAGGUUAUAUACAUUUCCAUUGAAUUGUUUUGAAGACAUGGUUUUCACAAAUAAAAGUUAGUCCUGUCAUUACUGAGAACCUACCCUACAUGGGCAGUGCUUUCCCAGAGAGUAGGCUUUUCCCCACAUACCAGAAAGAUCUCAGAAGGAUAUUUAGCUCUUCUGAAGGCACGGACAUGCUAUUCUGUUUACAUGUUUCCAAGACCUGUAGAGUCAACUGGUGUCUAAACUUGAUUGUUCGAUAGAAUGUCCUGGAGCAUUUGUUAAAAUACAGCUUCUCACUCAGUAGGGUCCAGUGUGAAGCCUGGUUGUCUGCAUUUUCCACAGACAUUCCAGGUAUUUCACAUAAUGGAGACAACUGUUCCCAACUAGAUGUUUGUAUGAUUUGGGGGAGUAACGACUCCACUGUUUUUCAGACAUAUUUAAAAUUAAAAACUAUAUUAUGACUACUUGGACAGUUCUGUCCAAGGCAAAACAAUAACAGAACUGGGGGUUUUUGAACAAAAAAUCUUUUGUCCAGGGUAAAACAAAAACAAUGUAGGUGGUCUAGAUUUUGCAUAAUGAAACAGUGAAACAAAUACAACUGUAUUAAGGCCAUUGUCCUAACCUCCCCACCCGCAACUCCAGCCUGUCACACUUAGAAGAGGGUUCCAAAUCCUCAGGCUAGUGAAAGGCACUGCUCAGCAUCAUGUGCAUGGACUUCAUUGAACCCCCACCCUUUCCUCCCCAUGCUGCUCCCAGGAUACCUGGACCUGUCAACACCUUCCAAUCAGAGCUGUGCACUUCCAGCUCCCUAACUAAUGGAAGAUUAUAAAAACAAAGCAAAAGUAAUAAAGGAAAAGCCAAGAAUCUUACAUUUCUUUCAGGUAACUGCCAGUUCCUGUGGCUGAAUUAAAGCACUUGUGGCAUUUUAAAAAUGGCUUGCUGUCUUUUCAUCUAGCUCCACCACUAGCGCAUUUACUCAAUUGUGGGUGGAAUAAAGGGGCCCAAGGUCUCCCACAAUGCAAAACACAAAGCCAGGAGCCUUUAUCUAAGCCAUGUGGGAAGACAAGAAGUUCAGGCCACUUGGGUCUUUCUUCCCUUGUAUUUUGAUCCCCUUUCAGUUGUCAGUGAUGUGUUUUGGUACUCACUGCCUUUAUAAACGAAGUAAGUAGAGUUAGUGAAGAUGCUAGUUAUCUAGGCUUUUUCCUGUUAACUUUUCUGGGUUUCCUUUACCAACGCAUGCAUUUGAGCAUAAUGUUCUUGCUCUUUUUAUCAUGUAAAUGUAGCAUCUAAAAGUAACUUUGGAUAAAAGUUGAGUCUCUGAUUACAAUAAUAUUCUCCCCUUGUUCUCACAAGGAAACAAGUUCAUCACAACAUUACCACUUGUCCACAUUUAAAAUUAUGUAACACAAAACAUCUGCACUCAGAGCCCAAUGUUUCAGGGUCCUCACAGAAAAGAAGUAAAAUGUCUUUUAAGGGCUUGGAGUCAGACCCAUUGCAUUUACAGUUCCAAACACACCCACUAAUCAUAGACUUGUUUAGAAUUUACUGUGUGUAUUUUUAAACUAUAGGUAUUUUUCCUUCUAGUCAGCAUUAAACUUCAGUACAGUCUCCAAAUUAUAGAGAGCUAUUUGAAUGGAACUGAGCAAAGGACAGGACUCUGUCACCUAGAAUGCAAGGAAUAAUCCCAGAAGACAUACAUAAUGCAACAUUCAGAACAUCUGCAACUAAUUUUCCUCAAGGAGUAAAUGGAAAUUUCAACUUAUUUCACAUUUUACAUAUAGCAUGAGACUUUAUUAAUGAAUUUUUAUCAGACUAAUUCAUAUUUAUAUUUGAAUUGCUAGAAAAAAAUUGUGUGCAGUUUUGGUUGAUAAUAAAAGGAAAAUAUUGAAUAUAUUGAAUUUGUUAAGAUACAAAAACAUGAUGGUUUUGUUGGAAAUUUUUUUGUAUUCAAUGUUUGUACCUUUGUUUUCGUUGUUUCGAUUUUUUUUAAACUUUAUUGAGGUAUAAUUUACAUGUCAACAAAAAUCAGUUGCCUUUAGUAAUGUGCAAUUUUUUAAGUUGUACCUUUGUUUAACUGAAAAGAAGGUUUAACAUUUAGCCUUGCUAGACUCCAUGUAAGAUGCAGGUGACUUGGUAACAGCUCCACCUAACAUUUAUGGAAGAGCUUCCUGCUGAAGCGGCAGCCUCCCCAGUGCUGAGUGUGAAGGAAGACAAGGCUGUGUGCUCACCCGCCAGGGCCCCUGCCUGCCAGCUGCAGAGAUAGGUAGUCAGUCAGCAGGUUUCUGGGCUUUCAAACACAUUCCACUCCAAACCAUGUUUCUCUGGAAACAACUCAUGGGAGGAGGGGCCUUUGUAUUUGGCUAGAACAGAAUAGGAGGCUCCUUAGUAGGUCACUUUCUUUCAUAGCUUUUUGAAAUACAGCCUUAGGCCUAAUCAAGGAAUCUGAUUUCUCUUACUUGAUCAGCAGUGACUAAUAGUGUAUGACUAUGCUGACGAGUAUGAUGAAUUUUUAAAACCCAAGCACUUAAAUGGUUAUAGAAAUGAAGGAAAACAUGGAUAUUUCAGGCCUUGUUAUAUACACAUUGCAGUGAAAUGGUUUAUAGCGGAUUCAUUUUCUGAAAAUGUAAACAUGUAAUUAGUAACUGAUUUGUGAAACAUCCUAUGUUUGUAUGUAAAUAUGAUACAUAAGUUGUAUGUAUAAAUGUCAAUAUCAUGUAUGUUAUUUUAAAUUGCGUUUUUGCCACCUUACACUUGACAUUAAGAUAAAAGCCAACACUUCAAUAGCAUGAAAUAAAGCCUGGUUUGAAAAUGUUCA
Messenger RNA from Phyllostomus hastatus (greater spear-nosed bat), 5754 nucleotides. RefSeq names its product leucine rich repeats and calponin homology domain containing 3 (gene LRCH3). Gene Ontology annotation, molecular function: protein binding. Lineage: Eukaryota; Metazoa; Chordata; Mammalia; Chiroptera; Phyllostomidae. The transcript has 21 exons. The record is from RefSeq and is a predicted model, not a curated record. Bases 343 to 2817 code for a protein of 824 amino acids.